CGCAAAAAUUUAAAUCAAUGAUCUGGCAGAUGUUGAUUCGAUAUUCGACGAAAUUCUUUGGCCCCCAUCGGGGAGUACAUCAUAUACAUACAAUGGUUCGUUCCGUAUCUUUGGCAUACCCAUUAUCGAUGAGCAGACGGGCUUUGUGUGCAAGGACGUCGUAUUCGUUCGACCCCGUAUCGAACCCAAGCAGCCUUUCACCGAUACUCUUCGGCCGAGUUCUAUAAUCCAUUCGAAGAAAAUUUGAAAAGAUCGUGACCAGCUACUCCGAGAAAGUGCCGUCUGGAUCGUACGUGUCCGUAGGUGUGUUCUUGCCAAUCCGAGUCCUGGUUAGAAUUGAACGAAUGUCGAGCGACUACACAGGAUACCAGUGGCAUGGUUUACGAGGGAUUUUUUGGUGGUAGAUACUGUCAAAGAGUGGGCCAGAGUUUGUACGGCCGGUUUAGAUAUGAGGUGCCUUAAGUACAUUUCUGGUACCUCUGAUAGCAUAUGCUCUCGGAGUUUUUGAACUAGAAUUUCCCACAGCUGAUGGAGACGAGGUCCGUGUCGUGGUCUGUGGUAUAUUGCGAGAGUAUAGCGGUAGUCGGUCUGCUCCCAUUGGCCUGAGAGAGCUCCCAAGAUUCAUCGUGAGAGUGGUGGCACAAAAGUGAAUGGGCCUGGCUGACUAAUCCAUUCACCGCAUUUUUGGACCUCCACAGACCUCCCAAGUGCCUAGCUGAAAUCCCUCGCUGGCCUGGCAGAAAGCAGCGCCGGUGCCCCUCAAUGGCACGAAUGUUGCCCCUCUACCUCAUAUCUCUAUCCUUAUUGCUCUUAACCUACGCCAAACAUGCAUCUAAGGAUCUGGCAAGGUUGUCCUUAGCAAGCAGACCCGCGUACAAGAGGUUAUUAGCGGAGGAACAAACUCACACUACUUCGUCUUCGAGUUCAUCAUCAACGGCCGAUGGAGACCCACCAGGAAACUCGGAUUUGGUGGACAUCGUUCUUGUUGCAUCCGUGGAUGGAAAGUUCCAUGCACUGAACCGGACUUCAGGACAAUUGUUAUGGUCGAUGGCUUCUGACGAUGGUUAUUCGACGACGAAGAGCAACUUUUCGGCUUUUGCACCCCUCGUUAGGACUCAACAUCCACCACCGUUGGCCAACGAUGAUGAAGCUAGCAAGUUAUCCGGUGUUCGGCCCACAACGACUCAGGAAUUUUAUAUCGUGGAACCUCAAUCUGGGGAUAUAUAUGUGGCUUCUACAGCUUCGCCUCUCAGUCCGCUCCAGAGAUUUCCCCACUCCAUGCCCGAACUUGUCGAUAUGGCGCCGUUCUCGUUCAAAGAUCAUGGUUACCACAGAGUUUUCGUUGGGAGGAAGGAAAGCAAGUUGAUAUCGGUUGAGCUGGAAACUGGAAGAAUUCGGGAGGUUAUUGGUGGUGAAUGUCCUUGGGAUCCGUUGUCAGAGAUUGUCGGGAUGGAGAUGGAGAAAGAUUCAAAUCAUGUCAUUGACUUGGAUGAGUUGGAGAACGACUCUACUACAAUCGAGUAUGUGGAUUACGAUGAAGAAGAUGAUGGGUUUGGUUCCAAGGAUGGAAAUAAAAAGAAGUCAACUGAAGUCUUCAUUGGGCGAACCGACUACCAUGUUUCCAUAUACACAAAGCCUGUCGCUGCUGUGCAAUCUACGAUUACCACGCCCCCGGUGCAGGACCUGAGUUUCUCCGUGUAUGGUCCAAACAAUCAAGAUGCAUUUCUCCAGAACGAGUAUACAAAGACGAAAGACGGUAGAUACGUUGCAGGUUUAUCCACAGGAGAGGUCAUAGCUUUUCAGUCCAGGUGGUCGAAGACUGGGGACAAUCAAGGUGGUGGUCAGCAGCCGUUACUUUGGUCACAGAAUUUCCGGAAUCCAAUUGUGGCGACCUUCGACGUUUUUGAACGCCGCGAUGCUAACAGCGAUCUUCCCGGUUUCGGCGAAGGCAGUGACCAACAUACCUACGUACUCCUGCAGCCUCAGCCAGCGUUACGGGAUUUUCAUCCGUCAUUGGACUUAUCGACCUACGAACAUACACCAGGAUCUUCUGCAGAUUCUGACGCUAGCGGACCAAAAGUUUCUCCCCUCGAACAGUUACUCCCUAAUGCCCGCUCAGCAUACAUCGGUAUUGUCGAAGAAACGGGAAGUCUAUUCGCAAUGAGCCCAGAUAAAUAUCCUUUUGUCGCUUUUGGUGGGCGUGAAGUCGGGUCCGGGGGAACGAGGAGGUUGAUCGAGGCUAGUCCGCAGUCUAUUUCCGAUCUAGAUGACGAGAAGUUCAUAUCCUUGGAUGAAGUCACUCGAAGGAGGAGGGAGAGGGAGGAGAGAGAAAGAGAGAGAACGCGGGGAGAAACGGUUACUGGGGAAGGGACGUCCAGUACUUCGAGUUCGGCAACCGCUCAGUCAUCUUCCUCUUCGAGGCCUGACCAGUGUAACCUUGACGAUGGCGGAGUCUUCGAUGCCAGGUGUUUCGUCGGCGUGAGGAAGUUGGCUGAUAGUAGUGAUGACAAGGGUUCAGGAUUUGGCGCAGCUGUUGGGCGUAACGCCAAUCGUGGGCGCCCUGGUGACAAUGGUAACGUCAAGUUCGAAGGGUAUAACAUAGGAAGGUCAGGUGGAUUGGAUGAUUAUGGAAUGUCGGGAAGACUUUUGGAUGCACCGAGACGGAACCAUAACGAUGAAGACGAGCCUUCUCGUGUCGUCUCAUCGGACGGUGCAUCUUCCAGCUCCUCAGGAGGAAGUCAACGCGAUUCGACGAACGCAUCAGGGAUAGAGCGUCACUCGGCUGGGCUCUUGGUUCAACUCUACGGACUCUUCCUUUCGGGAUCCGGUGCGAUUGCAUCCACCUUGUCUCUCGCAUUCGUUAUCUCAGCCUUUAUCUUCGUCCGGUCGCGCCCCGAAGAUCAGACUGGGCUGAGACAGCUGAUACCGGCAGCGUCGAACCUCGAUCUUCAAGCCGCUCGUUUACCCACACUCCAGGAAGCACGUGAAGGACGAGUGAUAGACCCGAACGUCCUUGGUAAUGGUUUAACAAACGGAGACAUCACUCCCGAGUCCAGGUCUGAUCCUCUCCCUGUGCAACCUCUCGAAAAUCAACAACAACCGCGUGCUGAAGAAGACAUUACAGUUCCUUCGAGAGAUACCUCCUCACCGGUGGAGGAUUCCUCAGCACGUCGGUCGAAACCUCUACCCCCAACACCCUCAUCGAGACAAUCACAAUCUCAGCCUCCUUCGACGCCGAAAUCUUCUUCAGCCAAAUUACCCGCAACACCCAAAACUCCAAGAACCCCUCAACGAACUCGAAAACAGUCAAAUACUGACGCUCUUGCUCCUACUCCUCAUAGUCGCAAUAGCACCAGCACUAGCGUUGGUGUGGGGGAAAGUGAUGUCGAUGUUUCUUCUUAUGUAGAGGUACAUCCUGAUAGGGAUACAGAAGUCGAUGAGAUUGAUGGAGAGGUUGAGGAAGGUGAGGAACAGGACGUUGAAGGCGAGGGUGAGGGUGGCGAAGUGGCACCAAGGAAGUCUAAAGUGAGGAGAGGGAAGAGAGGACGGAAGAAGCGCAAAGGUGGCGUGGCUGAGGAAGGAGCGAAGGAAAAGGAGAAUGUGCCGAUUCCUACGACACCAACUCCAGCACAACUACAAGUGCCUGGACCAUCGAUGCUUAUUGUACCUUCUACACCGAUGGUCACGAAACCCUCGUUGAUAGUGUCGGAUACGAUUCUCGGAUUUGGAUCACACGGAACAGUGGUAUUCCGAGGAGAUCUUCAAGGUCGUCAAGUGGCUGUCAAACGUUUGUUGCAGUCAUUUGUAACACUAGCAUCGAGGGAGGUUAGCAUUCUUCAGGAGUCUGACGACCACCCUAAUGUUAUCCGAUACUAUUACCAAGAAGCUCAUGCGGAUUUCCUUUAUAUCGCCCUAGAGCUCUGUCCAGCUACCCUUGCAGAUAUAAUAGAGUACGCGGCUAGCGGAGGGUUCGAGUCUUGUGGAGAAGGGAGAAGUGGGAAGGAAGGCAUGAAGCCGGAAGAGUGGAACGAUCUAAUACGGUGUUUUGAUCCCAAGAAGGCACUCAAGCAGAUCGCGAGUGGGCUUAGGCAUCUACAUGCGUUGAAGUUGGUUCAUCGUGAUAUUAAACCUCAGAAUAUUCUCGUAAGCGCAGGUCCAAGUAGAGGAGGUGCUGUCAGAGCCCGUGGGUCAAUGGGUGGAUACCGCAUGUUGAUAUCCGACUUUGGAUUGUGCAAGAAACUUGACAUGGACCAAACGAGUUUCCUACCGACCGCUCAAGGUGCUAUGGGUGCUGGAACCGUUGGAUGGCGCGCACCUGAAAUUCUUCGUGGAGAGGUCAAAUUGGACGAGGGUGCUACAAGUGGAGACGAUCAGUCGUCACGAGGUAGUUCGAUUGGGACAGCAACUAUUGGCUCUACGGGUACGAACGGUACUACUUCGUCUGGCGGUGGUACGAAAUCGACGAGGUUGACGAAGAGUGUUGAUAUAUUUGCUUUGGGGUGUUUGUUCUUUUAUACUUUAACCAACGGACUGCAUCCAUUUGGGGACCGGUACGAGAGGGAGGUCAAUAUUUUGAAAGGGGCGAUGAAUCUAGAUGGACUGGAUAAGGUGGAUGGGGGAAGCGGUGGGAGGUGGAGUGAGGAGGCAGUCGAAGCGCGAGAUUUGAUUGGAAGGAUGUUGAGUGACGAGGCAAGGAAUAGACCUGAUACGACAACGUGUCUUCUCCAUCCUUUCUUCUGGGAUUCAGGUCGACGGCUCAAUUUCCUACAAGAUGCUUCAGAUCGGUUCGAAGUCAUGUGUAGAGACCCCAAAGACGAUCAUCUUCUGGCCUUGGAGGAAGGUGCUCCCAAUAUUCUCGGAACCGACUGGUACACGAGAAUGGAUCGAGUGUUCGUGGAGAACCUCGGUAAAUUCAGGAAAUAUGAUGGGAAAUCGGUGCAGGACUUGUUAAGAGCGUUGAGGAACAAGAAACAUCACUACCAAGACUUACCGGACAACGUGAAGAGACAUCUAGGAUCCAUGCCAGAAGGGUAUCUCAGUUACUUCACUAAGAGAUACCCAAGACUUUUCAUGCACGUCCAUCGUGUUAUUGGCGAGUCUGAGCUCAAAGACGAAUCCUUGUUCAACACCUACUUUGAACUCGCCGAGCAGUAAAAUUUCCUCGCAGAUCAUCAUACGUUUUCUGCUACCUCAACUCCUUUCUCUUACACGUCUCGUCGGUGUCGGGUUCUUUGGUGUGUGCUUGAUUGUAUUUUUCUCUGUAUCAUGAUUUGUCUCUCCCAUUCUCCAAUCUGCAUACUGCAUUCUUUCAUGAAAGAAUGAUCCCCUUAUAUCAUCCAUCAUCAUCUUUUAUGCUUCAUUGCAGUCCUGUCUCGCUAUCAUGCUAUCAUAACUUGAUAUUCUUUCCUUUUUUGCUCUCAAGCUGUAGUACUUACUAUCUUUAUUGGAUCUCCCAACUGCAUUCUAAUUGUGUACAUCCGUCAUGUAUAUACGGUCUCAAAAAGCAUAUUAACACCACUAAUUUCCCCAG
Marasmius oreades (fairy-ring Marasmius) is the source of this 5530-nucleotide messenger RNA. RefSeq lists its product as uncharacterized. Gene Ontology annotation, cellular component: IRE1-TRAF2-ASK1 complex. Gene Ontology annotation, molecular function: ATP binding; RNA endonuclease activity; protein serine/threonine kinase activity. The transcript has 8 exons. The coding region runs from base 763 to 5154 and encodes 1463 amino acids. Lineage: Eukaryota; Fungi; Basidiomycota; Agaricomycetes; Agaricales; Marasmiaceae. The record is from RefSeq and is a predicted model, not a curated record. Gene Ontology annotation, biological process: IRE1-mediated unfolded protein response; mRNA processing; intrinsic apoptotic signaling pathway in response to endoplasmic reticulum stress.